GUUAUCGAGUUAUUCAACAAAACACGUGCUCUCUAUUAAUGUAAACAAUAAUUAAAUGAUUGAUAAAGUUGUUUGACUUAAUUACAUGAGAUCUAAGACAUUGAUCCGAUUGAUGUCAACCGUUAAUAAUAAUAUGAUAACCGACACAAACAACAUACAGUUUGUUCAGAAAUACAAUGCAAUGAGUGGUCAAUUUGAAUGGCAGAAGAAAUCAAUGCAAUCAUUUGAUUAUUGGCAGGAUUUGGCCAGAAGUGCAUUCGCCGAUAUGGUCAACGAUGGCCAUCGAAAUCAAUUGUACUAUAAGGCCAUACAAAAGACAGUCAACCAAUUGAAAAGUUGUAACAAAGAGAUACUCGGUCUGGACAUCGGCACCGGUACUGGUCUGCUUUCAAUGAUGGCCAUCAAGAGUGGCGCUCAUCGAGUUGUUGCGUGUGAUAUCUCAGAACCGAUUGUCAAAUGCGCCCAAAAUAUUAUCCACAAGAAUGGCUUUUCCGAUCAAAUAAAAGUCAUUAAUAAACAUUCAUCUGAUUUGACAAUUGGGACUCAAACUAGCGAUUUGCACACAAAAGCAGACUUAUUGGUUGCAGAACUGUUUGACACCGAAUUGAUAGGCGAAGGAGCUAUAGGUGUGUACAGACAUGCCGUUCAACACUUGUUAUCUCCGGAAGCACUUCUGGUGCCAUCGAGAGCUCGUAUUUAUUGCCAAUUGGUUGAGUCGGAUAAGUUGUUUUCUUAUCAUCAGUUUAGUAAUGAAAUGAAGGUUAAUGACGAUAUUACUAUUGUUUCGCCACAAAACAUUAAAUCUUGUGCCGGAACUAAUGUCUUACACGACAUUCAAAUUAAUGAAUUAAAACCAAACGAUGACUUUAUUAUUGUAACAGAGCCUGAAGUAGUGUUUGAAUUUAAUUUCAAUGAUAUAACAACUCUUGAAUCUAAUGUUAGUAAAACAAUUGAAUUUAAACCAAUUUGUGAUAUAAAUGGUUCACUUGUGCUAUUUGUUUGGUGGGAUUUGGAUAUGGAUUUUGAUGGAGAAAUUGUCUUGAGUUGUGGUCCUUAUUGGACAUACAAAGACAAUACAGUGACGGCAAAGAACAUUCCGUGGAGAGACCAUUGGAUGCAAUCCGUGUAUUAUUUGUCAGCAGACAAGAAAGUCUAUGAUAUAAAAAUCAAUGAAAUAUUUAAAUUGAAUGCCAAUCGCGAUGAGUAUAGUCUUUGGUUUAGCGAUUAUAAUGAAGAAGACAAGUCUAACAAGUUCUGCAAAUGUGGAGUUCAUAUGUAUUUAAGCCGAACCAGAAUAUCGAUGAUUAACGAUAUCUCACGUCUAAAACUUUACAAUCAGUCCAUUGAAGAAAUUAAUAACAAUUUAAAAACUGAAUCAACGAAUGCUUUAUUUAUUGGCGAUUUCAGUCAUUUGCCAAUUGUUGCCACAAAACACAAGAAAAUUAAAAAAGUUUUCUGUUUAGCGAGAGAUCAACAAACCGACGACUUUAUUACAUGUUAUUCAAAGACUAACGGAUGUGAAGAUAAGAUUGAACUGAUCCAUGAUUUUGAUUGUAUUGAAGACGAUAGCGUUGGUUUGGUAUUAGGUGAACCAUAUUUUAACAAAAGUGAUUUACCGUGGAAUCACUUGACUUUCUGGCAUCUGAUCCAUAAUAUUCCCAAAAACAUCUUAACUCAUGAUGUCGUUAUUAUGCCCAACAAAGCUGUUAUUAAAGCGAUUCCAAUAGAAUUCGACAAUUUAUGGAAAAUCAAUGCCGAAGUUGGAGAUAAUGUCGAGGGUUUUGAUUUAAGUAUUUACGACCAAUUGAUUAAAGAAGCAAAAGUUAUGAGCGACUCAUCCAUUGAAUCGCAAUCUCUUUGGGAAUAUCCGGGAAAAGCAAUCGCUGAGAAACCUUAUGAAUUGUUUUCAUUUAAUUUCAAUCAACCAAUUGAUAGUCUAAAUGUUGCCAAAGCUUUCGUUAAGUUUGAUAUUAGUAAUCAUUUACCAAAAUUAAACACAAAAUAUAUAGCAAUUGUUUUUUGGAUUGAUUUCUAUUUAACUGAUAAAUUAGUGGAGAGUUCGGGACCUAUGGAACCUAUAGUGUGUGGAAAGUAUGUCAAUUGGAACCGACAUUAUAGACAAGGAGUCUAUUUUGUGCCUAAUAUUGAUUAUCUAAAUAAAGAUAAUUUGUUGGCAUUUAUAGCAACUAUUGAUAAAACUGAGACCGAAUUAGUUUGUCAUUUAAGUAUUUAAUCAAACAUUUUGUUUAUAAUACAAUUUUUUUUCUAACUUUUAUUGUAUCGUAUUUUCAAAUAAAAUAUUUAAAA
Molecule: messenger RNA, 2307 nt
Organism: Oppia nitens
Lineage: Eukaryota; Metazoa; Arthropoda; Arachnida; Sarcoptiformes; Oppiidae
Gene: Art7
Product: protein arginine N-methyltransferase 7-like
Exons: 2
Coding region: 86-2233 (715 amino acids)
Biological process (GO): peptidyl-arginine methylation
Molecular function (GO): protein-arginine omega-N monomethyltransferase activity
Source: RefSeq, a predicted model, not a curated record